UUUAAUCCUCGUCCUCGGCGUUUUCGGUGACCGGUCUGUGUGGCGCAGUUCAGUGAGAGCAGCUGUGCAAAAAAAAAUGUCGAAGGAGAGCCAGCCACGCGGGCCGGAGCAGCUCAGGAAGCUGUUUAUUGGAGGCCUCAGCUUUGAGACCACGGACGAGAGCUUGAGGUCAUAUUAUGAACAAUGGGGCACACUAACUGACUGUGUGGUUAUGAAGGAUCCAAACUCCAAGCGGUCUAGGGGCUUUGGAUUUGUCACAUACUCCAGUGUGGAGGAAGUAGAUGCUGCUAUGAGUGCACGCCCCCACAAAGUCGAUGGUAGGCUUGUGGAGCCUAAACGUGCUGUUUCUAGAGAGGACUCCAACAAACCAUUUGCACACACAACUGUGAAAAAGAUUUUUGUGGGUGGCAUCAAAGAAGAUACAGAGGAGUCCCAUCUCCGUGACUACUUUGAUCAGUUUGGGAAGAUCGAGGCUAUUGAAAUAAUGGUUGAUCACAAGACUGGAAACAAAAGGGGCUUUGCUUUUGUUACAUUUGAAGACCAUGACUCAGUGGAUCGCAUAGUUAUUCAAAAGUACCACACAAUAAAUGGCCACAACUGUGAAGUAAGAAAGGCUGUCUCCAAGCAAGAGAUGCAGAACUUCUCAGGGAACGUGAGAGGUGGACGUGGGGGUGGAAACUUUGGCCGACAUGGCAACGGAGGUUACAGCAAUGACUUUGGAGGUAGCAGAGAUGGUUACUUUGGUGGCCGAGGGGACAGAGGUGGUGGAGGGUAUGGAGGUGGAGAUGCCUACAAUAAUGGAUUUGGAGGAGAUGGUGGUUAUGGAGGUGGCCCUGGUUAUGGAGGCAACCGUGGCUAUGGUGGCGGUGGAGGUGGACCAGGCUAUGGCAAUCAGGGAGGCGGAGGGUAUGGUGGUGGUGGUGGCGGCGGUAAUGGCUAUGACAACUACAACAACGGUGGCAAUGGAAACUUUGGCGGUGGUAGCUUUGGAGGCGGUGGCAGCAGUGGCAGCAAUUACAAUGAUUUUGGCAACUACAACAGCCAACAGUCAAAUUAUGGCCCCAUGAAAGGAAACUUUGGAGGAGGCAGAAACAGUGGCCCAUAUGGUGGUGGAUAUGGUGGUGGUUCAGGAGGUGGAGGAUAUGGUGGCUCUGGGGGAGGCAGACGGUUUUAAUCCUUAAAGGACUCAGUACUUAGGAGAGGAGACAGGAGAGCGAGAGGGCUGACAGGGCAGCUGCAGGUUUACUCCCUAGAUCUUCUCAGCCAAUCAGAAGAGCUGUACAGUAGCGAUAUCAUGAGUGGAACUUCCUGCAUUCAGUUUUGUUGCCAUACAGGCUUUUUAUAUCUUUAUUUUCUUUAUGGAAUGCAUUCCAAAUGAAAUGAGGUUAUGUAGAUUUUCAGUCAGUACUAAUCAUGUCAUUUCAACCGUCUUGUUGAAAUAAAGAAUCUUACUGUUUUUUAAAAGA
Colossoma macropomum (tambaqui) is the source of this 1466-nucleotide messenger RNA. RefSeq names its product heterogeneous nuclear ribonucleoprotein A1b (gene hnrnpa1b). Gene Ontology annotation, molecular function: RNA binding. Lineage: Eukaryota; Metazoa; Chordata; Actinopteri; Characiformes; Serrasalmidae. Bases 77 to 1174 code for a protein of 365 amino acids. The transcript is spliced from 11 exons. The record is from RefSeq and is a predicted model, not a curated record.